Molecule: messenger RNA, 1617 nt
Organism: Lasiodiplodia theobromae
Lineage: Eukaryota; Fungi; Ascomycota; Dothideomycetes; Botryosphaeriales; Botryosphaeriaceae
Product: Folylpolyglutamate synthetase
Exons: 3
Coding region: 1-1617 (538 amino acids)
Biological process (GO): tetrahydrofolylpolyglutamate biosynthetic process
Cellular component (GO): mitochondrion; cytosol; cytoplasm
Molecular function (GO): tetrahydrofolylpolyglutamate synthase activity; ATP binding
Source: RefSeq, a predicted model, not a curated record
AUGCUCAUAAGCCUGGCGCGGUCCUGGGCCACCACCCUCAGCCGUAAUCCGCGCCGCUUCAGCACAGCAGCCACAAUGGCACGCGACUACAAUGCCGCCGUCACGGCGCUCAACACGCUGCAGAGCAACUUCGCCAUCGUCGAUGCUAUCCGCAAGUCCGGACUAGGCAUGAACAAGAAUGCCAUCCCGGAGAUGCUCGAAUGGUUCCGCAAAGCCGGCUACGAGCCCUCCGACUUCGAUCGUUUGAAGCCCAUCCACAUCGCCGGCACGAAGGGCAAAGGCUCGACGAGCGCCUUCGUCUCCUCCAUCCUCGCACAGUACCACGCCGCGCCGGCGUCAGCCCCAGUCCCACGCAAGAUCGGCCUCUACACGUCGCCGCACCUGAAGUCGGUGCGGGAGCGCAUCCAGAUCAACAAUACGCCGCUGAGCGAGGAGGCCUUUGCCAAAUACUUCUUCGAGAUAUGGGACCGGCUGGAGGCGGCGGCGCGCGCCGAGGGCAAGGACCCAUCGGCGCCGGGCACGAAGCCCGUCUACUUCCGCUUCCUGACCAUCAUGGCGCUGCACGCCUACCUGCGCGAGGGCGUCGACGCGGCCGUCAUCGAGUGCGGCAUCGGCGGCGAGCACGACAGCACAAACGUCAUCGUGAAACCCACCGUCACCGCCGUCACCAGCCUGGGCAUCGACCACGUCGCUAUGCUGGGCGGCACGCUCCCCGAGAUCGCCUGGCACAAGGCCGGCAUCUUCAAGCCCGGCGCCGCCGCCCUCUCGGUGCCGCAGAGCAGCCCGGAGGCCAUGCAGGUCCUGCGCGACCGCGCCGCCGAGAAGGGUGUGGAACUCGUCGAGGUCCCGCGCCACCCGGACGUCGACGCCAUCCGCCUCGGCCUCGCCGCCGACUUCCAGAAGACCAACGCCAGCCUCGCCGUCGCCAUCGCCGCGAGCCAUCUGCGCGCGCUCGGUGACACCAGCAUGCCCGCUUCCGCCAAGGACAUCAGCAGCUGGGCCCUCCCGGCCGAGUUCCGCCGCGGCCUCGAGCAGGUACGCUGGCCCGGCCGCUGCGAGAUCCGCCGCGAGCCCGGCGUCGCCUGGCACAUUGACGGCGCGCACACGCUCGACAGCAUCGAGGUCGCCGGCCGCUGGUUCGCCGAGGAGAUUGCUGCGUCGUCGUCGUCUGCAUCCUCCACCACUACAUCAGCUUCCUCGAAGCCUCGCAUCCUCAUCUUCAACCAGCAGACGCGCGACGCGGCGUCGCUGGCCCGCGCUCUAUACGCAGCGCUGGCCGCCGGCGCCGGCGCCGAGCGCCACCCUUUCACCCACGCCGUCUUCACCACCAACCUCACCUUCCAGGACACGGGUUACAAGCCCGAUUUGGUCAGCGUCAAUACGAAUGCUGACGACGUCGAGAAGCUGGCCGUGCAGGAGGCCCUGGCGCGCACGUGGUCCGAGAUUGAUCCGCAGACGGAGGUUAAGGUUGUGCGGACUAUUGAGGAGGCGGUGAGGUAUGCGCGGGGGGUUGCGGCGGAGGCGAAGGGGGUGGAGGAAGGGGAGGAGGUUAAGGUGUUGAUUACGGGGAGCUUGCAUUUGGUUGGUGGGGCGUUGGAGGUGUUGGAUAGUAAGUAG